AUGCCACCACAAACCUCAUCGCUCGACCACAACGCCAUCGCACGCAUCCUUUCCAACGUCGCCGCCGCCCUCAAGUACACCCACACUCGCCACAACCCCGUCCACAACGACAUCAACUCGCGCAACACGGUUAACAAAGUGCCUCUAUCAUUGACCUUUGUUAAGGCUACGACGCACGCACCCACGCAGGUAGCUUGGUCUCGUUGUGCGCACGGUCCGGGAGACGCGCGCGCGGAAGAAACUGGAUCAGCUAUUAAUGAUGCGUUGACCGAGCGCAUGCUGGAGGCGGAACCGCAGGAUCAGGUCGAGUGCUCCAAGCUGGCCGUUCUGGCAGCUCUGUAUGGCGUCGGUUAUCAUAAUUUGCAGCCAUCUAUUGGGAGCGAGCUCCCGUUUCCUAUUCACUUCCUAUUGAAUUCUUCCGCGCCUGUCAGCGGCGUGCUAUCCUGA
Messenger RNA from Anthostomella pinea, 447 nucleotides. The record is from the annotation of a GenBank genome assembly. NCBI's taxonomy places the organism in Eukaryota, Fungi, Ascomycota, Sordariomycetes, Xylariales, Xylariaceae.